Messenger RNA from Mangifera indica (mango), 2562 nucleotides. RefSeq names its product triacylglycerol lipase 2-like. Lineage: Eukaryota; Viridiplantae; Streptophyta; Magnoliopsida; Sapindales; Anacardiaceae. The coding region runs from base 363 to 2267 and encodes 634 amino acids. The transcript is spliced from 16 exons. Gene Ontology annotation, biological process: lipid metabolic process. The record is from RefSeq and is a predicted model, not a curated record.
AUUCAAUAGAGGGCCCAUGUUCUGUAGACAACACAUUUCUCAGCUCUCCAUGGGAAUAAUUAAUAAAAACAAGAAAAAAAAGAGUUUAAUGAGACUUGGCUGUAAAAUCCAACGAUCCAUAAUCAAGGUUUUCUUUUCAUAUUGAAAUUGACGGUCUAAAAUCAUUUUUAGGGUUGACGUGUGGCCCAAGUUAUUAACCAAGGGUCGUCCAACUUUACUUCGCACCAAAAUACUAAUGUGUAUCGAAAAUGGUCAGACACUUUUCUCCCUAUGAAACUUCGCGAUUGGUUUUACUGGCCCUUCUAGUGUUUUGAAGUCGACAACUGCCGAGUGUGCUCAUUGAGUUUCGAAUCGAAUUCAAUAUGCAGCGAUUGAGGAGCAGAGGGAUCUCAAUUUUGGGUUCAGUAACCGUCCCGCAUAUCAAGAAAAAAGUCCGUAAUUCAUGGGCUGCUGUUCAAGACACAUUCUUUUCAACCAAGGAUACAUUUGAGAGGCAUAGAGUGGUGUUCGCUGUUGGAACUUCGAUAGCAUCAGUUGCUACAGCAUGGAUUGGCUAUUCUAUGCGCCACCUUCAUCAAACCAAAGUUGACCAGAGGCUUGAAUCAAUUGAGAAAGCUUUGCAAAGCAGUUACCAGCUUGAACAUUCAGAAGUCAAAAAGCUUGUUGAUCCGGGAUUCAGUACUGCUUCUUUGAUGGCUACUGCUGGAACGACUUUAAUUAUUGGGUAUGGCAUGGGCUGGCGAGGUGGGAGAUGGUAUGCAAAUAGGAAGUUCAGAAGGGAGCAGAUGAAAUUAUCAGGGCAGAUAAAGCCUAGAAGGUGGCAGUUGCCAGGGCAAAUAAAACCAAGAGGCUUGCAAUUUCAGUUCCUUAAAAGACCUUUAACUAGAUCCAAAGUGCCAGAAAGUCCCUUAAAAACAUCUGAAAAGAUGCUAAAAGACACUCCUGCAACACCUUCUUCUGGGAAAAUCCAUCUGCCUUGUUACAUGAACAAAGUCAGCAUGUCUGUAUCGCUUUGCGAUACACAGCAGAAAAAAAUGGCACUUGCUGUUAACUCGAUAUUCCUAGUGAUUCUCUUUUGUGGGUCAGCUUUCGGAACCAGAACUCACUUGUUUCCGGUGAAAAGUCAGCAUGGUACAGGCACGAUGGGAUUAUCAAUUUUGGCCCAUGGUGGAUUGUGCAAAACAGCAGUAAAGACACAAGGAUAUACUUGUGAAGAACAUAACGUAACUACGGAAGAUGGUUAUAUUCUCAGCAUGCAGAGGAUUCCAGUGGGGCGGUCAGGUGGGUCAGCAGGAGAUAGACCUCCAGUUUUGUUGCAGCAUGGUUUACUAUCGGAUGGAUUGGUAUGGUUGGCAUUACCUCCAGAUCAAGCGUUGGCGUUCCUCUUGGCAGAUAAUGGCUUUGAUGUAUGGAUUGCCAAUGGACGUGGAACUAUAUAUAGCCUACGACAUAAAUCUCUCCGUCCUAAUAAUACAGCUUUUUGGGGUUGGUCUUGGGAUGAAAUGGUAGCUUAUGACCUUACUGCCAUGUUCCAGUAUGUGUACAACAAAACUGGACAGAAACUGCACUAUGUUGCGCAUUCACAGGGAACUUUAAUGGCUCUGGCCGCUUUAUCCAAGAAUGAACUAUUGGGCAUCUGGAGGUCUGCUUCAUUACUUGCCCCAGUAUCUUAUAUGGGUCAAAUUACCUCCCAGUUUCUCAGAGUGGGUGCGGAAUGCAUGCUUCUCCAGGAAUCCUUUUGGUUACAUCUUGGUGAAUUUAACUUACUGAAGGAUCCUGUAAUUGAACUUAUAGGGAUUGUCUGCCAAACAAAAGCAGUUAAUUGCAGUGACCUCUUUUCUGUUGUCGCAGGCAAGAACUGCUGUGAAAACUCUACCGCAGUAGAAGCUGUGGAUAUCGCUGGCCCUCAGUCAUCUGCUACAAAGAACAUGAUUCAUUAUGCUCAGAUGAUCACUAGAGGAACCAUAACAAUGUUUGAUUACGACAAUAAGGACGAGAACAAAAAACAUUAUGGGCAGGCGGUUCCUCCUGUAUACAACUUGAAAAGCAUUCCAAAUGACUUUCCUCUCUUCCUCUGCCAUGGAGGUGCAGACACUCUGGCUGAUGUUUACGACAUGCAACACUUGUUGGAUACCCUAAAAGAUCAUGCAGGAGACAAGCUUGUGGUUCGAUUCAUAGAAAAAUAUGGGCAUUCAGACUUUUUGUUUGGUGUAGAUGCCAAGAAGGAAGUAUAUGAACCUCUCAUGGAUUUCAUAAAACUUCACUAAGGUAAGUGCCUCGUAAUGAUUUCAACAACAUUGAAGGGAAGCUUGGCCUGUAGCUCCAAGCUUGUUUAUAGCAAAAGGGUAGAAUCAUCAAAUUAUGAAAGAUUUUUUUUUUUUAAUAAAUUUACUAGAGUUGGUACCAAAUUUAUGAGUUGGUAGGUUCUGAUGAAACUGUGAUUUGAGAAAUAUGCCUUGGAUUCCAAUUGCGUUUGAUGAUUGAUGAGACAUAUAUGUGUAUAUAUUUGGUUAAUAAUCUGUAGACAUUGGUUUGGUUUAAUAUAAUGAGGAGUGCAUGAUG